UAACGUAACUAACCAGUAACGUAACUGCAAAGGUAGCACCACCCUCUCCACAAAAUCCUCCUUCAUCAGUAGAGACACUUUCUGCUGGACACGGGUCAGGGACUGAGGACAGACAGACAGAAGGCGAAGAUACGAAAAGAUACUAUGGCAACCCCUUCAGAUCAGAAUGUGGAGUUUGUGCGAACAGGCUACGGCAAGAACAUAGUGAAGGUGCUGGUCAUCAGGAGACAGGGGAGCCACCACUACAUCAUCGAGCUGAAGGCUGACGUGGAGCUCACACUCAAAUCGCGCAAGGAUUAUCUCAUGGGAGACAACUCGGACAUCAUCCCCACCGACACCAUCAAGAACACUGUCCAUGCCCUGGCCAAGCUCAAGGGGGUUAAGACCAUCGAGCAGUUUUCCCUGGAUAUCUGUCAGCAUUUCCUGACCUCUUUCAACCAUGUGCUGAGUUCCAAAGUUCACAUGGAGGAGGCUCCGUGGAAAAGGCUGGAGAAGAAUGGGGUAGAGCAUGCUCAUGCAUUCAUCUACAACCCAGAAGCUUGUCGCUUCUGUGAUGUUGAACAGAAUCUCAAUGGCAUCCCCGUGGUUCACAGUGGGUUGAAGGACAUGAAAGUGCUGAAAACCACCCAGUCUGGUUUUGAGGGUUUCCUCCGAGACCGCUUCACUACUCUGCAAGAGGCCAAGGACAGGUGUUUCUGCACCUCUGUCUAUGCUAGGUGGCGCUACAACAAGACUGAGGAUGUCGACUUUGAUGCUGCGUGGAAGUGUGUGAAGGAGACGAUUAUUGAGAAGUUUGCUGGCCCCUACGAUCAUGGAGUGUACUCGCCCUCUGUGCAGAAAACCCUUUAUGAAACACAGGUUCUGGUCCUGGACCGAGUUCUUGAGGUGGAUGAAAUAGAGAUCAUAAUGCCCAACCAGCAUUACUUCACCAUAGACAUGACAAAAAUGGGCCUCAACAACAAAGAUGAAGUUCUUCUUCCCUUGGAUAACCCUUCAGGCAACAUCACAGGGACAGUGCGCAGGAAACAGCGAGCCAAGCUGUGAAGACAAUGCUUCUGCUGUGAUCUACACAUCAAAUCAGAAUAACCUUUUAAAUGUUUUUAAACACAAUAAAUUACUACAACUCAA
Messenger RNA from Dicentrarchus labrax (European seabass), 1128 nucleotides. It is a transcript of the gene uox, whose product is annotated as urate oxidase. Gene Ontology annotation, molecular function: urate oxidase activity. The record is from RefSeq and is a predicted model, not a curated record. Gene Ontology annotation, cellular component: peroxisome. The coding region runs from base 145 to 1044 and encodes 299 amino acids. Lineage: Eukaryota; Metazoa; Chordata; Actinopteri; Moronidae. Gene Ontology annotation, biological process: purine nucleobase catabolic process; urate catabolic process. The transcript has 8 exons.